Messenger RNA from Knipowitschia caucasica, 1095 nucleotides. The record is from the annotation of a GenBank genome assembly. Lineage: Eukaryota; Metazoa; Chordata; Actinopteri; Gobiiformes; Gobiidae.
AUGGCGGAGCCAGCAAAAAAAAGGCAAAGAAGACCUUUGUCCGAGGAGGGGAGGAAAAAGAAACAGGAAUCGGAUCGACACAGAGCGCAAAAACGAAUCAACUUGGGGAAUGCAUUUGCUGGAUGGCGAGAGCUCAAAGAAAAAGAAGGCUGUAAAUUGGACGCAGACUUGGCGAUCUUGUUGCUGGACUUUUAUAAUCGUUGGCAAACGUCAACACCGAGCAAAGCGCAAACAAGGCCACCGACUCUACCCGUCUCAAGCAUUACAGAGGAAUCUGAUCAGGAUAAAUGCGAAGCCAAUCAAGAUCUUGGUGUUGAACCUUUGCCUGAUGAGAGUGAAGUGGUGGCACUGGAAACAAGCAUGCACUCCAUGAGCAUAGCAGAAGACCAUCCUCCUGACUCUCCAGAUGAGGGCGAAACUAGCCAUUUCAAAGACACAAUAAAAGAGGUGGUCACUGAUGCUCACCCACAGAUUACCGCUUUGCUUCACCCUGUGCGAGGCAAAUAUAAGGGAAUUCAACAUUCCCUGGACAUUUGGCAUGCUGCAAAAAGCCUCAGCAAGAAGCUGCGUCGAGUGGGAACUAAGAAGAAGCAGAAGGAAAUCAUUGUGUGGACAAAGGACAUAGUUAAUCAUUUCUGGUAUUGGAGCAAACAAGCACAAACUGAGGAGCAUUUCAAGAUGAUGUGGUCUGGAGUAAUUCAUCAUGUUUGCAAUAAACACACUUGGGCAACAGGAAGUUGUGAACAUGAACCACUUGCUGAAGAGAGUCAGGAUAAGCCUUGGAUCAAGCCAGGUUCUGAAGCUCAUCGGGUACUGACAGAAGUUGUGUUUGAGAAGAGAUGGCUGACUCAAGUGAAGAAGUUUAUAAACUUCAGGCCUGCACGCAACAAGGAAGGACAGAAAAUGUACCGAAAGUCUUACAACAAAAAGUCAACAACAUGGAGUGCAUACGAAAUGAAAGAAAAGAAAACCUACUCCUACAUCCCAGAGAUUCAAAAGGCCAUCCUUGCUGUGAGGCUGCAAAGUGCCACCACCCACCGUAGAACUAGUGAGGGCACAUGUGUCCCGGGGGGAUACUGGUCCAAGAAGACUUGA